AUGUUAUUAAUAUUAUUAUAGGUGGUCUUUACUUAGAGAAUCUUCUCUCCAAGCAUAAAACACCUCUAUGAAUAGAUUCCUCACACAUUCUAUUCUCCAAAUAUUAAUUCAACACUACUUCUUUAAUACAAUAGGUAAUCAGUAACAAUUUAUAUUUCCCAAGCUAUCCUGGAGUAUACUCAAUGGAGCUUGGAGAAAUCUAAGAUGGAAAAUAUAUUCCUAUUCAUCCAAAUGUAACAUUAGAUCCAUUUACAUUACCUGGGUGCAAUUAGUAUGAAAGAAGGUUGAUUUAUAAACAUUUAGUAAAUAAAUCAGCCCAAACUAAUAAUGCCUUUUUUACUAAUAUGUAUGUUGAUGAUAAUUUUGUAUUUGUUACAAGAAGCGAUAAUUCGAUACUUACUUUUGAAAUUGACCUUAAUAUGCUUGAUAGAACAGUAAAUGAUUUAACUCUAAAAAGCAUACAUACUACACAUGGAAAUAGUUCAGAGCAUCAUAUUGCUUGUUUAAAUAAAACAUGUGCUGUAUUUGGCUAAGAUUCUGCCUUUUUAUAUAAAGAAUCCAAAUUCAAACUUAUUGAAUUGGAAAAGAAUUCCCAAAAUUAAGUUAAUUUUCCGACAAGAAUAUAUUUUGAUGAAAAAUUGAAUGCACUGUAUCUAAUAUAUGGUACCAACAUGGUUGAAGUUUAUCAGUUUACAGAAUCAAGUUUAGUAAGAUUUACAUCUUUUACUGCAGGAAAGGAAAUAGUGUCAGUUAGAACAAAUGCUGAAUCAACAAUUUUAUAUUUGUUAGAUAAAUCUGUUGGUCUUUUAGCUUAUAAGAUAUUGUCAAUAGGAGAAUAUAUUGAUACAGGUUUUAUGAUUGCUUUACAAAAUUGUAUAUAGUUUGAUUUUUAUGAAAAUACUUUUUUCUUGAUUGCUGAAACAACUGAUAGAAUUCCUUAUGCACUUGAAGUUUUAGUGGAUGAAGAUAAUUACUAUUUUAAUAAAAUAUAUUCUAAAGAUAUGGAAAUUUAUGAUGUUUGGGUUGGAGAACAUGUAGCUAUAUUAAUUGGAGAAGAGAAUCAUAGAGUUAUUUAUCAUUCUGUUUAUAAUAAAUUUAAAAUUGAUAGUGAAAUUCCUUUAUUUUUUUAAGAUAUAGAUCUUAUGAAUGUUGAAGAAUUUAGAAAAUGGGAAUCUACUUCAUAUUCAAAAAAUGCUAUAGAAUAAGAUCCAUUUUCAAAGACAUCUUUAUCAUAUAAAUAAUCUUUUAUUGUAGGAAUUUCAAGCUAAUAACUUUCAAUAUUUUCAAUAAAAUCAAUUUCUCCUUGGUUAUAAUGUAAACCAAUUACUUCGAAUACUCUGUAAUAUUAUUUGAAAAUGAAUUCUACUAAUUGUCCUUCAAAAGUAAAAGAAAAUGAAUAUUCCUCAUUUUAAUAAUGUGUAAUUAUGCAUAAUUUUACUUUGGUAGGAAAAGAAAUUUUGUUUUAUGAAAAAGAUUAAACAUUUGUUAUAAUUGGAGGAUGUGCAUUGAUGUAAUUAUUUAUUUGAAAAGAUUAGAGGUUUUGUUCUUUUAUUAAUAAUUGCAGUUGUGUGUGUUAAAAAAUAUCUAGAUAAUAAAAUUAUAGAUUUAUCAAAACAUAUUAAACUUGAAGAAUUAGAUCCUCCAAUCAAUCCUUAAGAAAAUGCAAUAGUGUGA
Molecule: messenger RNA, 1674 nt
Organism: Paramecium sonneborni
Lineage: Eukaryota; Ciliophora; Oligohymenophorea; Peniculida; Parameciidae
Source: the annotation of a GenBank genome assembly